This is a messenger RNA of Arabidopsis lyrata subsp. lyrata, 1334 nucleotides long. Its product is annotated as mitogen-activated protein kinase kinase 10. Gene Ontology annotation, molecular function: protein serine/threonine kinase activity; ATP binding. The transcript has a single exon. Gene Ontology annotation, biological process: protein phosphorylation. The coding region runs from base 323 to 1252 and encodes 309 amino acids. Gene Ontology annotation, cellular component: cytoplasm. The record is from RefSeq and is a predicted model, not a curated record. Lineage: Eukaryota; Viridiplantae; Streptophyta; Magnoliopsida; Brassicales; Brassicaceae.
UUAAAACUCAAAUAUUUUUUUUUGUCUAACUAGUUCCUUUAAAAAAAUUAGGUUAUUAUCAUCUUCCCAACUAUAACAAAGAUUCUACUAUAUGUAUGGAAAAAAUUAUAAAGUACAUAAAGGUAUUAUUAAAGGUAAAUCCAAAAACUUGUUUUACCUAUUUUUAUCAGAAGCAAUUGAUCACCAUCACCUGAAAACCACAAAUUGCUUGAGUUUGUUAAAACUGGCUCUGACAAGUGUCAUACAAGUGAUCCCAUUUGCCACGUGUCAUGUCCUUUUUAUGUAACCUAGGACUUGAAAACCACAAGUGCAAAUAACCUAGAUGACACUUGUUAGAGAGCGACGUCACCAAGAACCUCUCACACUCUCUAUUCCACCACUUCUUUACCACCGCACGGCCUUCUCCGUCGCAUCUUCUUCAUCGUCAAGCCCUGACUCAUCGCCGGUUGAAACCAUAAACGAUCUCGAGAAACUCGCCGUUUUAGGACAAGGAAGCGGUGGGACAGUCUACAAAACCCGUCACCGGAGAACCAAAACACUCUACGCGUUAAAAGUCCUUAGGUCAAAUCUCAACACCACGACGACGACAACCACCGCCGUGGAAGUAGACAUUCUCAAGCGAAUCAAAUCCAGCUUUAUUGUCAAAUGCUACGCUGUUUUCCUUAAUUCAUCCGAUCUCUGUUUCGUGAUGGAGCUAAUGGAGAAAGGAUCUCUCCACGACGCGUUGCUUGCUCAACAAGUUUUCACCGAGCCAAUGAUAUCGACUCUCGCUAACAGAAUCCUCCAAGGGUUACGUUAUCUGCAAGAAAUGAGAAUAGUUCAUGGAGACAUAAAGCCUUCAAAUCUCCUUAUCAAUAAUAAAGGAGAGGUCAAGAUUGCAGAUUUUGGUGCGAGCAGGAUUGUAGCCGGAGGAGACUAUGGAUCCAAUGGUACAUGUGCUUAUAUGAGUCCUGAACGUGUGGAUCCAGAGAAAUGGGGUUUUGGAGGAGAAGUUGGAUUUGCAGGAGAUGUGUGGUCAUUAGGAGUUGUGGUUCUUGAGUGUUACAUUGGAAGAUAUCCAUUGACCAAAGUUGGGGAUAAACCGGAUUGGGCGGCUUUGAUUUGUGCGAUUUGCUGCAAUGAGAAGGUGGAGAUUCCGGUGAGUGGUUCGCCGGAGUUUAGAGAUUUUGUUGGGAGAUGUUUGGAGAAGGAUUGGAGGAAGAGAGGCACUGUGGAAGAGCUUCUUCGUCAUUCUUUUGUGAAAAACAGAUAGCAGUAGUCUCGGUUUGGUUUUCACUUUUCAGGAUUGAGAAAAACUAGUCAUAUAAUAAACUAAAAACCGAACUUUAAUUUCA